Molecule: messenger RNA, 480 nt
Organism: Marmota flaviventris (yellow-bellied marmot)
Lineage: Eukaryota; Metazoa; Chordata; Mammalia; Rodentia; Sciuridae
Product: keratin-associated protein 1-1-like
Cellular component (GO): keratin filament
Source: RefSeq, a predicted model, not a curated record
AUGGCCUGCUGCUCCACCAGCUUCUGCGGAUUCCCCAGCUGCUCCACCAGUGGGAACUGUGGCGCCAGCUGCUGCCGCCCCAACUGCUGCCAGACAGGCUGCUGCCAGCCCAGCGGCUGCCAGGAUAGCUGCUCCCAGCCCAGCUGCUGCCAGACCAGCUGCUGCCAACCCAGCUGCUGCCAGACCAGCUGCAGCCAGGAUAGCUGCUGUGGCUCCGGCUGUGGCUCUGGGAGUGGAAUUGGAGGUGGCCAGGRUGGAGCCAUGAGCUACCGCAUCAGGUGGUGCCGCCCAGACUGCCGCGUGGAGGGCACCUUCCUGCCACCCUGCUGCGUGGCGAGCUGCACACCCCCCACCUGCUGCCAGCUGCACCAUGCCCAGGCCUCCUGCUGCCGCCCAUCCUACUGUGGACAGUCCUGCUGCCGCCCAGCCUGCUGCUGCUACAGCUGCCCACCACCCUCCUGCUGUGAGCCCACCUGUUAA